AAGAAUACUCUUGGAGCACACAGUCACCGCGCGGCGAGCACACUCACCACGGGGCAGUCCGUCGAACCAAAGGUGAUUUCUCGAUCGACGCGCGACGACGAUCCGUGUGAUUGGUGAAAUAAAAAAAUUAACUGGAAUGAGGAAGGACGGUGCUGCUGUUGUUAACAAACGAACGAUCACGUAUCUCGGACGGGUCUCGUAAAAGCACACGUGUACUUACGUUCCGUACGUGGUUCGUCAAGUUCAAAGUUGUGUGUUGCCGGUGAAAAGGAGAACAACAAAGUGACCGGGGGUAUAUGUAUACGUACGGUGACACAAAACGGAGCAACAGUGGGGAAAACGAGCGAAAGUUCGCGGUGAAUAAAAAUCGAAGGGAUAGGACAGGGCUGGCAGGAGAGACAGUGUCAUACGGCGACUCCAGCGAGGAAAGUUUGUUUGUCCGGUCGUAUCGAUACCAUCGGUGAUCGUGGAUGAACGCUCGUUGUUGGCGGCCCCGUGGUCGGCUCAGCGGCGACUGAUCGAAGAAAAUUUUUGGAAUGUAACAUCGGGGCAGUGUCGAUAAACGGUAGUGGAAGCAGUAGUUUGUCCGCGGGUACGGUUGGACAACGACCGGCGACGACGGCAACGGCAACGACGGCGACAGGGCGACCGGACGGGUGGAGUGUGCAGCAAGAGGGAGAGAGCGCGGAGGAGGAUCACUCUCGCUUUCGUUCGACUCUCCCUCUCUAUCCUUCGUUCUCUCCUCUGUCCCUCUCUCCCUCCCUCUCUUUCUGCUUCUCUCCUUUCUCCCUUGCUCGAACGGCGGCCGUUCUCGUUGCUGCUCGUCGACCGGCAGGAGAACGGAGAGAGAGAGAGAAUACAAGAAAGAGAGCGAGAGAGCGCCGGAGGAAGAGAAGCGUCGCGCGGAAGACGGAGGAGCGACGAGGAGAGGAUCAGCUCGCGUAACCGAAGAACCGAGGAGAAAGGAGAAAAAGAAGGAUCGUACAAAUCAACCGCCUUCUAACAAGCCACAUUAACCUCAAGUGAUUUCUAUUUUCUUACGAAGCGCGAAAGAAGUAAUUAGUGUGUUUAUAUCGACGAUAAAACAAAGAAAGAAAAAAACGAAAAAAGGAGGAGAAAAUAUUCCAAGAGCUUAGGUUCCGGAGAAGAAGACAAAGCAUUAGGAGCUAUAGUAUCUAAUUAGUGUACAAAGUAUAUCUUGAAACAAAAAAAAAAGAAAAAAAAAAGAAAAAAGUCCGCCAGUGCCAAAUCGAAACAAAAGGAUUGUUAUACGUUUAAGGGCAGUUUAAAAAAGCACAGACGAGCGAGUAUAAGAAAUAUUGCGGGAAGACAAAACGAAAGGAAGCAAAAAAAAGAAGAUAGAAGAAGGAAAAACCGUAAACCAAAGAAUCUACCAUUUCUUUUUUCUACUAAUCACUCAGCGAGCUAACGAUAUACUCACUAACCAGCUAGACGAGCGGCGAUCUCUUCGCGAGCAGAUUUAAUUCGGACAGAAGAAAAUAAAUUUUCAAAUCACCCGACAACGUUUUCUAAACCGAUAGUAGGAAAUUUUACUUAAUAAGCGAAAUAGGAGUAAGGAUUGAUGUUCUUCGGAGGAAGGAGAAAGGGAAGAGAAAAGAGGGAAAAGAACCAUAUGCAACUACUCGCAGAGAACGCGUGAGAGUAUCUAAUUAAGGAAGAGGAGUCCCAUCCAAAGCGAAAUACAGACGGAGAGAACGCAGGCCGCCCUAUAUAUCUGGAAAAAGGGGACUCGCAUAUAAUUACUCCCAGAGAAACCGAUCUACUUCAGUUCGUAGCCUAAACCUGUUGAGUACAAACGACAGAAAUAGAGUUAUAGAGAGGUAGAGAGAUUGAGAGAGAGAAAGUACGUACGAGAGUGUGUGAGAGAGAGUGCGCGGACGAAACAAAGAAAAGAGCUGUAAACUAGAGGCGAGUGGAAGGAAUACAGGAAAGGAGCACAUAUUACACACCGAAUACACUUAUACACGAGGAGAUAUAAAGGUAUACGAGGAGAGCACACCAGAUUCGAAGCGGCCGAACGAGGAAGAAGAUUCGUCCCAUUCUUCCAGAUGUCACAGUACCGACGAGGCGAGUCCCGAGCACGCGUCGUCGUCCGUGCCAGCGGAUAAUCUCGAUAACGAGCAUCCAGUCACGAUCGCGGGUACACGGGCGUCGAUAAAACCCGAAGAAACGGAGGAUCGGAAUAAUUGCGCGCGUGCAGCACAGCAUACGCGUCGCCGUCGUCCGGUAGUCGAGUUUCACCCCGAACCAGCAUCGGAAAAAUCGUAAUUCUCGGGCGAGGAACGUUAACGAGACCUCCUGCGAGCAGGGGGUUCACGUCGAGAUGACGUGGCGGGGAAGAUGAGCGCCGAGGUAACGAAGGAGGUCGUCGCCACCGAGAGGGUAGCAGGUAGCCCUCCGGCGGCGGUCGCGACCUCGCCGGGCUCGGUCGGUCCAGGUGAUCCGGCGCGUCACCUGCCGCCGUUCAGCAGCUUCGCCGGGGACAACGCGAUGGACAGUUCGACAACGUUGACUACCCUUCACGCCCAGGACGUCGGCCUCGGGCUGACGUCCUCCUGGGAUUACUACGAGGGAUUGACCGGUCGCCUGAUCGAUUCACGGGGUGAGGUGGUGCUCGCAAGCCAGUACAGACCGUGGGAGUCGAAGAACGCGAUCGGUGGCGGCGGACCCACCGCCACGCCGACCGCCGAAGGUUUGCCGAGUUUCGCGAGCCAAUUCACCGCACCGAGCGAGGCGGAGCCGCAAUUGACUGCGCUCACUCCAUUGUCGCCAGCCUCGAUAUCGCACUCUCCACCUGUCACGUCGGCGGUAGGCUUGCCCAGCUUCCACACGCUCGGCACGCCGCUUCCGGCGCCUCAUCCUCACCGCGGCAGCGUCGGUUAUCCGUUGGUACCGGCCCCGGUCCAAGCCAGAGAGGUGCCGGCGCUCCAACAACAGCUACUCGACGAACGGCACAUCCAGCUGCUGGGUUCAAGUCCGGUCCAGGCGUUUCCUCCUCCGCCUCCCGGCCAUCCUCAUCACACGGUGUUGACCGUCGUCAAGCCCGACUAUCCGCAGCUUCACCACGCCAAUUUCCAGAACCCGAUGUCCACGGUGCUGGACUCGUCGCCCACGUCCAGGCCGAUCGGGAUCGACGGCAGGAAAAAGGAGCGUAGAAAAAUACGCGCCGGUUCGAUGGAGUCCGAGGACAGUGCUGGCGCUGGGAACGUUGAGAGUUCCGGUCAAGUAGCCGCGGUCUCGUCGACGGCGAACAGGGGACCCCAUCACAUGGGCGGCGGCAUGGCCGACGUCGACGGCGACGGAGGGUUGAGCGACAAGCCAGCGAAGAAGAAGCGCAAGAGAUGCGGCGAGUGCAUCGGGUGUCAGCGGAAGGACAAUUGCGGUGACUGCGCGCCCUGCAGAAACGACAAGAGUCAUCAAAUUUGCAAGAUGAGGCGGUGCGAGAAACUCACCGAGAAAAAGCACCUGUACCAUCUGCAGACGGGCGAGGGUGCGUUCAGAGAGAGGGGGAGAGGCCGAGGCAAAGGUGCAACCAGGAGUUAUCGAAAAAUCGCCCGACAGGUCAGUACACCGGACAGUGCACCUGCAGGCUUGGGCAGUCCACAGGCUGGCAUAGGCGGGCUGCAGCAGCACCAACAACAACCGCAACAACAAACACAACAAACGCUUCAUCAGCCGGAUCCCAUGCAGCAGUCCAAAGACAAUCUGAAUCCCGCGGCGAAUCAGCAAACCGGGGCGCUUAGGAACGGAAAUCCUCCGCCUCCUGUCGUUUCUAUGUCACCCGGAGUGAUGCCAUUCUACGGCGAUGCUGGUGCCGGUUUCCGGCCAGCAGCUGGUUUCGGGAACGCUGUUUGGCACCAGGGAGUUACUCCCGUGGGAGCAGUUGCGGUUGAAACGUCAGCAGCAGCAUGGCCACCUCAGCAGUUCAUUCAACAAAUUCCUGCACCGAAUCAGCUCGAAGAGCUGAGGUAUCAUACCCAAUACACCGCUGCCGCGCCGUAUCACCCGCAACCAGUCGCAUAUCAGCAGCAAACUUUCAUUACUACGGAUCAGUCGGCAUUUCAACGAGCCGGGGCGACGGGACAAUACACAAUCACGGGGCAACCCUCGCCCUUGCCACCGGUCGCCCCACAAACGGUACCAUCGACAGCUCAGAGGCCACUAAACGGCCAAUUCAUGGAUCCUGCUGCUACUGCAACUCAAUCAGUUGGAUAUGAAAGGCAGGAUUACGUCAAUGGCUACCAACAACAGGAUGUGACGAUGGCACCGCCGCCUUCAACUACCCCUACGAGUCGUAGCAGUUCUGUGCACAUGGAUAAUCAGCAACAGCAACAGGCCUCGCAACAGCCGCCGUCGCAACAGCAGCCGCAGCCGACGGACACGCAAGUGAAAGGAUUUGCGACGAUAGCGGCGAGCAACGUGUCGGGAAACGAGAUGCCUGGGUAUCCACUUCAACCGGGCCCACAGAGUUUACACAACUCUAACGGAUAUCCAGGCUAUAUGGAAAUGGGUCAGCAACAAGUACAGAACCAUCAAUGGCAGUCGCAGCAACAGCAGCAGCAGGUGGCACAGCAGCAGUCCCACCAGCAGCAGCAUAUGCAGCGGCAGCAACAUACGGUGCCCGACGGUAGCCAACGACAAUUGUGGUCCGAUACCAGUACUGCUACGAAGAUGAACAAUGUGAGCAACAACAUGAACUGGUCCAAUGGCACGAUGCAGCAACAACAGCAGCAGCAACAGCAACUUCAGCAGCAGCAGCAGCAAAAGUCAGCAUCGCAACAACAGCAGGCGAGUAUGCAGAGUAACAGUAUGAAGGCGCAAGAGCAACAACAACAGAAUAUGCAGAUGCAGGGACAACAGGAGCUACCCAGGCCAGCCAGUCACAUGAGCUGGGAGAACGGUAGCGUGAAGGAGAACCCGCACACUCCGCAAUCGUGGACUGACAAUACGGAUGUGACGAACCAACAGCAACAAACUCAGGGAAAUUGGUCGCGGCAAAGCCCGAAGCUGAGAGACGCGCAGAAUCCGAGAUUGACGCCAUCUAGUCAACAGCAACAGCCCCAGCACCAAGGGUGGCUGCAGCAUUCGCCGAAGUUAUCGGAUCAUCAACAAAAUCAGUCGCACCAGAACGCCCGGAUGACGCCCUCCGGCCAGCAUAGCUGGCAGCAGAGCAGUCCGGAGAUGCAACAAAACUCGAGUCAAUCCAAUCCGAGGCUGACACCCUCUGGUCAACAAAUGCAACAACCAGGGACACCUUCGUUACAACAGCAGCAACAACAACAGUGGUCGCAGCAGACGAAACUUGAAAAGAAUCCUAGACUAACUCCGUCUAAUCAGAUGUCCUGGCCGGACACGCCAACUAGUCAACCGAAUUGGUCGCCGAGCAGUAUGAAGAGCGACAGCAGUCAGCAACCUCAACAACAGUGGCCGGACUCGCAACCGAGUCCGAGAAGGACUCCCGGCCAUCAACCGGCCGCGUGGCAAUCUCAACCAUCCACGCAGGAGAACAAGAUGGAUAACCAGAUGUCUUGGUCGCCUAGCUCCGUGACAGAGAACCAGCCGACUUGGGGUCAACACGCAACCAAGCAAGACAUGCAAAACUCCGGGGAAAGAGUGCUCUGGCAGCAGCAGGCGACGGACACUGGAAAACCGAACGGAUACUCGGACAACCAAGAUGCUCAGGAGAGUAACGUAUUUGCUCAAUCUAAUCGCGUGAAUCUGAACAGUCGACUGAAAUCGAUGAUCCUGAAUAAGCAACAACAGCAGCAGCAGCAGCAUCAACAGCAACAACAGCUGCAACAUCAACAACUUCAACAGCAGCAGCAGCAGCAGUCGCAGCAUCAAAUGAGUCAUCAAGAGCAGCAACAACAGCAUCAUAACAUGCAUCACUCGAUGCAGAGUCAACACGUGAACAGCAAUAGCGGAUCGAACGGAGAUUAUCAUACCGAGGACAGAAUGCGAGACGACAAUACGGAUAAGUUACAAGAGAAACAGACGGAACAGUAUUUGAAUCAGUCGAGUAUGAUCUCGAUGGGGCAGUCAAACGAAUCCUUGACCGGUAAUUUUUUAUUGCAUAGCCACCACCCUCGGGUCGAUAGUUUGCCCGAUGGUGGUGGCUUAUGGGAAUGGUCGGGAGGAGGUAAUGGCACGUUGAACAACAGUAGCGAGCUACCUGAAAGUGGUAUAACCGUCAUCGAGAGCUUUAUGAAAUUCAGCUCGGAGGAGAAAACCGUUCUAGAGGAACCUGAAAAACAAGAACCAUUGCAACAUCACCAGCAAUCGGAACAACAACAGCAGCAGGAGGAUCAGCAUUUAUGGAAGGAAGGAACCAGCAGUCAAGACAAUCAGAGCAUCGACGACAAGUCGUUCCAGAAGGAUUUAUGCAUAGACAAACAGCAAACAAACGAUAGAAUAUUUGAUCAGUGUGGGAACAAUUCAGAGAUUGAGAAGAAUGAAACUGAAAACAGUGCACCUUUUACGGAAACAACAACGCAACCAUCAUUAACCAAAAACGAUAAUGCUAACUAUCCAGAGAGUACGGAAAAAACAACGUCGACCGAGCCGAUGAACGACUCUAACUGCGACUCCUCGAACAUCAAGCAGGAGACCGUUGGAGACUAUGGUUGCUCGAGUUCCGACUGCGUUCCAUCGCCCGCAGCCUCGUCGAAGAGCGGAAGCUGCGUGACGCAGGAAAUCAAGACCGAGCCUGAUCAGAGAUCGCAGGAAGAAAACACCGAGUACAAAUUCCGUGGCGAUGGCGGGCCCGCGAAAGUGUCGGCUGGUGUCGGUUCGUGGUGUUGCCGACGAGGUGGCACCGAGCAACCGACUCCGGAACACUUGCGAGAGGGUUGUUGCCAGGGCCUGCAAACGAGGGACGAGAUGCUAGCCGACUCAGCGGAGAAGUCCGACGUAAAAACUGAGGGCCCGCAGAGCCCGCGUAGCGGAAGCGGCGUCGGAUCGACGACAAAGUUACAAGAUCACUUGGAGAAACUGAAAAACAAUGUGAGGAGCGAAGUACCCGACUGCGACUGCUUCCCAGCCGACAAAUGUCCACCAGAGCCCGGCUCGUACUACACUCAUCUCGGGGCGGCUGCAAGCCUGCCUGACCUACGGAACGAUCUUGAAAGAAGAACCGGCCUCAAGGGAAACGCCAUUAGAUUGGAAAAGGUUGUCUACACUGGAAAGGAGGGGAAAACCACUCAGGGAUGUCCUAUGGCUAAGUGGGUAAUUCGACGAUCCGGUUUGGAAGAGAAGAUCCUGACGGUAGUGAAACAUCGACAAGGCCACAAAUGCCCUACAGCCUGGAUCGUUGUAUGUAUGGUUGCUUGGGAAGGUGUGCCUACUCACGAAGCCGACAAAAUUUACUCUCUUCUGACUCACAAGUUGAAUCGGUUCGGUCUACCGACGACUAGACGUUGCGGUACGAACGAACCGAGGACAUGUGCUUGUCAAGGCCUCGAUCCCGACACUUGCGGUGCAAGCUUUUCCUUUGGAUGUUCCUGGUCCAUGUAUUAUAAUGGUUGCAAAUACGCCAGAAGCAAAACCGUCCGCAAAUUUCGAUUAUCAGUACGAUCAGAGGAGCAAGAAGUCGAAGAAAGAAUGCACGUCCUAGCAACACUAUUAUCACCUCUGUAUCUCAGCCUUGCACCGGAAGCGUUUAACAAUCAGACACAAUUCGAACGGGAAGCGAGCGAAUGCCGUUUAGGAUUCAAACCUGGCCGACCUUUUUCUGGUGUCACAGCAUGCAUCGACUUUUGUGCACAUGCACAUCGCGAUCUACAUAAUAUGAACAACGGAUGCACUGUAGUGGUCACCAUGACGAAACACCGAUCCCUAUCGAAACCUGAUGAUGAGCAGCUACAUGUACUUCCUCUCUACGUUAUGGAUUCCACGGACGAGUAUGGCUCGAAGGAAGCACAAGAUGAGAAGAUUCGCAGUGGUGCUAUAGAAGUUCUAUCCAAAUAUCCUUGUGAAGUGAGAGUUCGGUCAGUUCCUCUACAACCCUGCAGAAGACACGGCAAAAAAAGGAAAGAAGAGGAGCCAGACACGGUAAGCAGCAAAAAAGAGUGCAAAAACGCGAACGAGAAAAUAGCAGAUCCAAGUCGCGCGCUAGGACAUCAAGAUCCAAAUCGGCCACAAAUGAGGGACCCUCAGGUAUCUCUGGAAAUGGCUUCCAUGUUCGAAGGGAUGGACGCUCAGUUACAGAGCUCCCAAGUGUCCUCCACCGUUCUGGACAGUCCGGUGUCCAUGUAUCAAGGUUGGGGUUACCAAAACGAACAGCAAUGGGGUAGAAAUGGUUGGCUCGAUCAACGAAAGAACAACUGGCUGAACCCUUGGAGGGAGUACUCAUUUGGUGGCCUGGAUAGAGACGCCAAGGUUGAUCCGGACAGCACGAGCUUGGACGACAGCAGGCCUAGAAGUAACGUGUCUCAGGAUGAACAUCGACCGGGUUCGCGAAAUUUGCCGAACUCCACUAUGGACUCGCCGAGAAAUUAUGCGCAUUCGCCGAGAACUCACCCUAAUUCACCAAGGAGUUCUCACUCAGGGACAUCGGGAGAUGCCAACUACUCGAUGUCUCCUAGAGGAUACCCACCUACUCCUCAAGAUCAAAGGAUGACUUCGCCAAGAAGCUCGAACUUCCAAGAUGCAGGUUUCGGACAACAAAUUCCUACUUCUAAAAGUUAUCCGAACAUGUACGAUGCAAGACAAAGUAACGCGUCCCCGAAGACAAGUUGUGCAAAUCUACCAACGAAUCGAAUGAAUCACCAUCAAGUGCACAACAUUAACAACCUCCGGAACGUCGGCCAGAACUGCGAUCACUCGAAAUUGCCGUACUCGAAACCUGCGCAAGAUUCUAGUCAGCAGAAGUAUCCAACCACGCAAAACUACUUAGAGGCUCAGAAGUCGCAGAUCGAGCAGCCGUUCAUGAACAGAAUGCAAGGUCAUCCACUAUAUCCCGCGCAGGCAAGCAGGAAUCUCCCGUAUCAAGGACAGCACGAGUCGAACGCGCACGUGUUCUCCGGCUCGUCUUCUUGUAUAGACAACAAUGGUCACAAGACAUACGGUGCUUCGAAUUCGGAUCUCUUACUACGCAGUCCAUCGCAUCUACCGACGAGCAAUCCGUCAAACAAUCCUCAAAAUUCAGGAUCGAUUGAUCAGAACAGGUACAGAAUGCACAAGGGUCCCGAACAUAGAAGCCCAGGAAUUAAUCAAAUGUCACCAGCGCCUUCUGAUCAAGUGGGAAAUUGGAACAUGCUUGGUUCUUGGUAUCAGGAUCAGAAUCAACAAGCCUACAACGAUCAAAUCAAUUCCGAGAGAAAUCUCCAACAGUCCAUGGAGCAUCAGAAAACGUACAACUGGAACGACAGGGUACCUCACCCGGAUCAAUCGAAAUCGGGCUGUUGGGAAACACCUUCCGAUCCCUCCCCCUUCAGGGUACCAAAGGGAAGACCACCAUCGAGAACAGCGUCGAGCCAAAAUCCAAAUGCAGACAAUACAUAUCAAAAUUCUUCCAAUAGAACGUUCCUUAAACCUCAAGAUCCGACGCGGAGCGGCGCCUACGCGGACAGUCCAAGUACCAGCGCAGCGCAAGCAAGCGGAACAGCGCAUCAGGUCAAUCAACGGAGGCCUGAGUGGCAAGAGGAUAAAUCCAAGACGGGAUAUCGCGAAUCGAAUGUCACACCGAACGCAAACUCGAACUGCUUCCCGUGGACGGAAGAGAUGAAACAGGUGCAAGACUUUCAUCCUGUGCCUGGUCUCGGACAUCCUCACACUUCCUUCCCCCAGUAUGGACUGUAUCCAACGUACCCUGUCUUCGAGAAACCAUACUCGAACUCUUGGGAGGGUUACAAUUAUCAUCAAUCGUAUCCCCAUCCCCAAACGCCAGAAUAUCCGCCUCAGUUUUAUCAACAACCAAAGAGAGAAGCCUGCUUCCCUUCAUCUCAGUAUCCCUAUCAAGGAGUUCCUCCGUUUCAGAGUCUGAAUCCUGGUUGGCCAAGAUGGGACACUCCUCGGUGGGACAUCUACGGACCGCCACCCUACUUCCCGGUGUUACCAGAGCCUCCUCCAAAAGCAGAGCCACUUGGUGAGGUGACCGAUUAUUCGGACAACGAGGAUUGCUUCAAGGAUUCGCAAAUGGGAGGGGUCGCCAUCGCCUUGAGCCACGGCAGCGUGCUGUUCGAGUGCGCCAAGCACGAGAUGCACGCCACCACAGCACUGAAGAAACCUAAUCGUCUGAAUCCUACAAGAAUUAGCCUGGUCUUCUAUCAACACCGUAAUCUGAAUAGACCCAGACAUGGUUGGGAUGAAUGGGAAGAGAAAAUGAGACUCAGAAAAUUAGGUGCCGUGACUACCGCCAGCACUACCACCAGUUCGACGACCACUUCGCAACCAUUGUCAGGUCCAUCGACGCCGACGAGUCCUGCCAGCGCGAUGGCCAACGAGAAACCCGCGCCGCUACCACACAUACCUAACGUGCCCAAUUCACAAUUUAUGAUGAGAUCGCCCACUUAUACCACGAUGACGUGGACCACACUGUUUCCUAUGCACCCGUGCAUGAUAACUGGCCCGUAUCAAGAGGGGGGAGCCAUCGGAUGAGUGAUCGUCGAAGGAUGCGAUUCCAGCCAUCGAUGACCAAGAAACGUGCCGUGAAUUGAUCGAGCGAAAUCGCUGAGAUCUAAGAAGCACGCGUCCCUUGACGUCACUGUUCAACACGCACGCAAAGAGCGUGAAACGAAGCACGAGAAUUACAGAAGAUUUGACAACAAGAACAAGUGACAUAUGCAACCAAUCAUUCCGAGAGAGCGGGUCAAUGAGCAAACCGACAAAGAAUUAAUAGAUGAACUUUUUACACUCCAGAAGUGUAUAGUUGUUAUUGACAAGAAAGACAAGAAGAGACAACACGUUUGCACUGCCAUUUUUCUAUCUCACGUUUUUACCGGGAAUAUAAUAAACGUAACAGACACGGGGAACGAGGAUGAACAGGAAGAGGCGAAAGAGAAAAUGAAUCCGCAGCAGAAAAUACGUCACACAUGGGAUUUAAUUCUAAUCGGGGCUUCCCUUUUUAUAUCAGUCUUUUACAUAAAUCACAGUAGGGCGUUGCUAACGAAGGAUCGAGCAGAUCGGAAGAUCUUUGAUUUUUGGAACAUCAUUCGAAGAUGAAGAUGGAAGAGGAAUACCUAGGUAGCUGAUCGAUAUAAACGUGUCUAUAACAGUUAGAGAAAUGCAAUCGAGUUUGAUGCGAUAAAUGAAUGAACGGCGCAGAAACGCUAGCGAUUGACCGCAAUCUCUCGCGCGGAGAAGCUUACGAUAUAGUAGACACGGAUAAUAUUUAGAUUAGAAUGGAACGAAAAUGAUAUGAAGAAAAAAGGAAAGAGAAUUGAGGGAAGAACGAAACGUAAUCUGAUUGUACAUUCUUUUAAACGGUCUCGUGUUGUAGUAGAAUUGUAAUCGUAUUUAGCUAGUCCACGCCUAGACACGACGGGUAGUUGUUUUUCUUUUUGUUCUCUAUACGUUUUUCACAUGGAGUGGCAAACAUGUAUGACACGUGCGCGUCUGGCACAAUCUUUUUUGUACGAAAACUGGAUCAAUUUUGUAUCAAAGAGUUUAAUCGUCGUUUAUUUUUCUGCACGUUCUCUUUUUACAACUUCUGUUGUAAUUGUUGUUGUUGUUGCAUCAUCGCACACAUACGUACACGCGGCUAAAAAUCGUCCAUUCAAUUAAUCGAUGCCAUCGUAGUAGGUUUUUAUCCACCCAUUCACCUUAUCCAGACAUCGAACAGUGUUACGUAGUUUCGAGUCGAUCCUUUGUAAAAGUCGCCUGCACAAUCUCUAGGCUCGGCAUGGAAUGCCGGAGCUCGCACAUAGACACAUAUUUACACGUACAUACGUAUACAGACACGAAAAUGAUCUCAAGUUUUAAGCUAAUCAAUUAAACGACAAAUAUCAACGUUUAAUUAUUUUCUUCUUUCUUUCUCAUACACGUACAUUAUUAUCAAUACUUCUCUUCCUUUUUUUUUUUUGUUCGCCUACUGUACAUUACGCUUCUUAAUCAUCGUAUUUAUUUCGUGACUCAAGUUGCACGUGUUUGCACCCGUAGCUCUAUCCUUUAAUCGUACCGUCAUUUUAAGAAAGAUUCGAGUGAGAACGAUCGAACGAAGAGGCGGAUGUACACGCGAUGCGCGGAUCGCUGUAGAAAUACAUUACGUGAUACCGGUAAUUCUCGGGUCUGUUCAGUACAAACACACACGUAUACACUAUACACGAGAAUUAAGUAAACUAAUUUUUAAUCGAGAUCUGUGAACGAGACGCGAAUGGAGACGCGUCGAUCGUCGCGUUGCCGUUUUCUUCGUCGGCUAUGUUCUUCCGGCUGUUUCUUUUCUAAUUCAUUGUCCAAGCCCUUUAGAGUCUAUACAAUCGCGAUCCCCGAUUUAUGGAUCGGAUUUGCGUAUCCAAGGGAUCGCGAGCCUUUCGAGAGGCGAUCUUCUCGACGAGAGCGAGGAAAACACGCGCACAGAAAGAUAGAGAGAGAGAGAGAGAGGGAGAGAAAAAGAUCUGUGUAACGUUUCGCGGUAGAUCACGGAGGCCGAUGAAGCCGGCGAAGUUCGAUUUCUUACGUAAGUGCCAGUGUUCGAGGACGAGUAAGAGAGCCAAAAAGCGGAAACGAAAGAUGUAAAAGUAAAUCUGUGUUAAAUCGUCGUUCGAACCGAUCCCUGUUUUUCUGUACAUAGUCCAGCUACGCGACUGGAGUAGCUACCUCGAAACGUCCAUCGCCACUUCCGGCUAGAUCUGUUCGCUUUGCUUUCGAUUAUCCCACUUUCGCUUGUUCUUCGAUCGUUCGUGGCUCGAUCGAUGGAUCAAUAUGAAAAGAGGAGAGAAUCAAAAGGAUCGUCGCGACGUCGUGCCAUUGAACGAGCGAAAGAGGAAGACAGAGGAGGAGAAGAUCUUCCUAAUUCGAGUAAUGAUAUUUUACGUAUCGAUACGUUUAAUUGGUUUGUGAGUGAUCGAUCGAUCUAGCUUCGACAUUGGAACCGAAAUCGUCUCCGUUUCUUGCCACGACCACGACUGUCGGAUGUAUCGGUAACCGGAAGCUCGUUUCUCGCGAUUUACGCGUGGGGUCGAAAAUAGAAUCGAAGAAAGGAAGGAAAUUAUGGUUGUCGAGGUCGAUGGAUCGUAAACGAUGAUCGACAGAGAGAGGCGCUACCACAGGAUGAAGGGUGGUAAAAAAUAGACGCGUCCAACCCCUCACCCAUCCGAGUAUUAUAAGAAUCAUUAAUAUAUUAUCAUUCAUUAUUAUCAUAAUGUAGUAGUAAUAAUAAUUAUUAGCGGCGAACAGUAAUAAUUAGUAAUAUAAUCUAAUUUAAUCCGAUUAUUUAUUAAGUUUUGACGAAACGCGUUGAUCUAUUAUAUUUUUAUUAUUAUAUUUUUCAGCUGCUCUAGCUUCCAGUUUCUUUCUCUUAUCUAUUCUUUCCUCUUCUCUUUUCUUUCUUAUUGAUUUCUCGUGAUUCGUGACACCGAACAAUCGAACGCAGAUCGAGAGUGCACACACCGAGCCUUUCCUUUUAUCUUAUCUUAAACACGUUUUCUCGCUUUUCGUCUAAUUGAUUUUCUCAAUGAAUUUUGUAAAAAGAGAUUUCAAGCGAGCAAUUUCGUUCCUAAGCUCGUAUUUUUUAAACGCUAGUCGUAUUUUCGAUUUUUUAUUAUUUUUUUUUAAUUGCUUUGUUUUUUCUUUUUUGCUUUCGGUAUCGUUCUUCAAUUUGUUUGAAUUUUAUUCGCCAAGAGCGUAAUCGUUCCAUUGUUUUUACGCGGGACUCCAGAAUCCCUAGGUUCUAAAAAGAUAUCGAAUAGAAAAAGAGUAUAAUUAAACUGGACAGUUGGCCGUCGCUAAACACUAUUUUUUCGAUUCGACGAGCACCGUUUUUCGAUCUGCUUCCAGCAAAUAAAAAUAAACGAAGAAUGAUCUCAGCCAGUCAAUUAAGAAUUUCGCAAAGGAGAAUAAAGGAAUAAAAAUUCACGCUAAAAUCGCAGAAACACGUUUCUAUUUUUUAACCGUUUUAAAAGAUUGUUCUAGAUAAAAGAAAGUAAGUUAGAUUUGCCAUCAAUUUUUUUAUUAUUAUGAGCAAACGUUUCGAUCGCAACACUCUUCUUAUUUCGUAUAUGCGACGAAUCAUUCGUGAACCGACUUCGCCGAAAAUUGUCGGCUUAGUUUAUUCGAAGACAUCUAAUGAUUUCGUUGGCAGAGACGGUUCUUUGAUGCUCUCGAACGCACGAAGGACGAUUAGAAGUACUGCUGUUAGCGUUAAUUUAGGAACUAUUUGGAAUAAUAAAUAAUUGUACAUAAGAAUAACGAUGUCUUAGCAUUUGACAAAUUUAAUUUGAAUGAAUUUUUAGUGACAUCCUUUUAAUUAAUCGAUUUAUAUCUGUAUUUAUAACUAUUCGUACUUGUUAAUAAUCUGAUGAAUUAGAUGUUUUAAAAUAGAGAGCAAUGUUAAAGACAAUAGACUUAAGAAUUGAAAUGAUACCAGUGACUGGCAUUUGAUUUUUUAAAUUAGUGAUUUUGUUUUUAUCUCAAUUACGGGAGCGAUCGUCAGCCGAGAAAGAACCGUCGUGUCGCGUCGUUCGAUACACUCCUGUUCCUUUCACACGUCUCUUUUCUCGAUCGCGAUCUACGAAUCCGCUUAUACAGAAUGGCGAGGUACACAGGCAAGGUUUUCCUCUCGUCGACUUCCGAAUGAUGCUCAGUUGCGUGCGUGAGAGAGUUUGAAAGAAGGAAAGACAGAAAUGAAGAUUAGAUUUCGUGGUACGAUUUUCCUGAGAAUAUUUUUUUUAGGUGGGAAAAUCGUGCAACGAAGUACCGGUCGAACUUCCAAUUGCAAACGAUAGACGGAACAGAGAGAACGAAAUGAAUGGUAGCGGAAAAGGGAAAUCGGCUGGUUGUCAUUGCUGUUUCUUUUUUUGUACAGAACGCGAGAAGAAAAUUGUAUCGUCACGAUGCCAAAAUAGUAUUAAAUACGGUAAAAUAAUUAGGGCAUAAAACGAGAGGAAUCACUAGCUGUCGUAUAAUUGAAUGAUUGUCGUGUGGAACGAAAGUGAGAAGCGGUAAGUGAACGAGGAGGACACGUGAACGAGUUCUUUGCCAAUUUAUAACUUUUUUUUCCGAUGGAGGACGGAAGAGAGAGGAGAAAUACUUUAGUGUCAACCAGGGCAUGAUUCGAUUACAUGUGUGGUGUACGAGCGAUGUGGAAUGAGAGGAGAAAAGGAAAAGAAGGAAAGAAAGAGGUUGAAAACUGUAUUUUUUCUUCCAAUACCAAAAAGAUGCCAUUUUGUUUUGUACGAAAAAAUUUACAAAAAAACUCACAAAAAAAGAAUAGGAAAGGAGGUGCGUCGGGAGUGUAAGAAUGAAAUAUAACAGAAGGAGGGUUGAAGCGAAGCGCAGGAGAGAACAAACUUUUUAAAUAGUAUGUAACAAGCGUAAUGUAAUUGUAAUAACGAUGCAGAACAAAUAACAGAGAAGCAAACAGAAAAAUAAUAACGUAACAAAUAUACUUGAUGUAUAUCUGUCUCGUGAGAUGAAUAAUAAUAUUAAUAAAAUGAACAAAAAAAAAAAUAAUAAUGAAACCACUUGUCCGCCUUAUAAAGCCAGAAUACAAUAGAUAAUUGAUUGAUAAGAAUCGACAAAACAAAAUAAAAAAAUUAAAAUAAAUUAAAGUAUAAACGGUUAAUUAUAUAAUGGUAAAGAAUACUUCGUAGUGUGCAGUUUACGCAGAGUUCGAGAAUGGAAGGAAGAUGAAUGAAAGGAGGUCGUAAACAAAAUCGUAGAGUGUAACGAGUAUAUUAUAACGUACCUAAAGUGUGAAAAUCGUGAAACCGCCGCGUAUUUAUAUCUCUCAAUUAUCAACAAAGAGAAAUAAAUGAAUAAAAUAUCUAUAUAUAAAAAAAAUUAAAGAUAUAUAUGUAUAUGAAUAAAAGCAGAAGUGUUUGCAUGUAUAUACAGACUUGUGUAUACAUACAGGGUGUCUUGAAUUGUUAAAAGAGAAAUUAAAUUCCAAGUGGCUUGGUCAAAGGGUGGAAGUAAGGAAAGAGCGUUGCUCACAAUUUUUGCACUUUGGUACCAGAAAACAAUAUCUCCCCGAGUCCCCCGAAAUAGGGCAUACGAAUAUAGCGCUACGUAUACACCGGUUACAUACAUAUGUGUACAUAUAUUUUUGGAUAAAGAACCCAGAUGAAAAAGAAGUGAAUUUUAAAUCGAAAUUGGGGCCAUGACGCAGACCACAAGGUUCUCUCGUUGGAUUGUUUCUCGACACUGUUUAGAAGCGAAUAAACACAAGAUAUACGAAAAUUAUAAUAUAAAACAGCUAAUGAAGAAAACAUGACUUCUUUACUUUCUUUCAUAGCUUAACGCAAAAUCGAAAACCUGAUAUAAUUGAUCAUUUAUUUAAAACUUUCAUGUUUUCGUUCGAUAAUCAGCUUUGAGAAUUAAAAGAGAUCAAACUAAAAUAUUAAGUUAAAGAUUGGGCUGAGAGGUGGUCCGACGGGAGGACAUUUCACUUGUGUCGGGCUCAAAAUAUGUAUUUAUGAAUAUUUAUUUACGUGAGAUUAAAUGAAAUGAAAAAAAAAAAUGAUGAAAAUGAUGAACGGAAGAAAAUCUAAUAUAUUGACGAUUUAAGAUAGAUGGUCGUAAGUUUAAGAUGUAAGUUUUAUAAUGAAUAUAUAUAUAUAUGAAUAUAAAUAUAUAUAUAAAUCGAUAUAUAUAUAUUUACUUGUAAAGCGUUUUACUGCCUUUCACCGAGUUCGAUCGCGCCAAAAAAUGAGCCGAACGAGCGAAAGGAAUAGCAAAGCAAUGGUGAGCGAAAAAAAUAAAAGAAAAGGGUCACUCCGGCUCUGAAAUCAAUCUAAAGAAGAAAAUUAAUAAAAUCAAUCAACGGUGAACGAAUGAAUAAACGAAUGUAGAGGCUUGCGAGAAAAAAAAAGAAAUGAAUUAACCGAAGAGUGAUCUUCGUUUUUGUCGUACCAUCGUGGACGUUGACAAUGUAACUUAUUAUUAUUACUAUUACUACUGUAAUAUUACUAUUAUUUUUCUUGUUUUCUUUUUCACUCCAUGUUUCUUUAGUUCUCGGUAUUACAUUUAGGAAGGCGAAUACGAAAGAAAAUUGUGACGAUAAAAUGUUUGGCAUUGAUUGGCGUGCAUUUCGAUUUGCCGUGCGACGAAAUUCACGCGGUUUGAUUCAGUGGCAACGCAAACAAAUUGAAAAGGAAGGUAAAAAGGCAGGUGUGCUUCUGAACGAUGAAAAAUCACAUGUACACAAUUACACGAGCGCGCACACCUACAAGUAAUAAGUGAAACAGGGGGGCACACACAGAGACACGAAUAUACACGCGUACAAACUCUCACACACACAGUAUGCUUAGAGUUUAGUAGCGAUUUAUAGUCGAUAAGCGAUAGAGUAAUUUAAACUGAUCAUUGCUAUCGAUGACUAUUAUUGAUAUAAGAGUACAUUUAGACGAAGAAUAUGUUAUUAAGUAAGAUGUAAUUGUCCUUUGUGAAUAUACAUAAAAGAGAAAUGAGAAAUACAAGAAACUUUUAUGAGAAAA
Molecule: messenger RNA, 17609 nt
Organism: Ceratina calcarata
Lineage: Eukaryota; Metazoa; Arthropoda; Insecta; Hymenoptera; Apidae
Gene: Tet
Product: tet methylcytosine dioxygenase-like
Exons: 13
Coding region: 2362-10617 (2751 amino acids)
Biological process (GO): positive regulation of transcription by RNA polymerase II; chromosomal 5-methylcytosine DNA demethylation, oxidation pathway
Cellular component (GO): nucleus
Molecular function (GO): DNA binding; DNA 5-methylcytosine dioxygenase activity; zinc ion binding
Source: RefSeq, a predicted model, not a curated record